Bufo gargarizans (Asiatic toad) is the source of this 915-nucleotide messenger RNA. RefSeq lists its product as uncharacterized. NCBI's taxonomy places the organism in Eukaryota, Metazoa, Chordata, Amphibia, Anura, Bufonidae. The coding region runs from base 22 to 915 and encodes 297 amino acids. The record is from RefSeq and is a predicted model, not a curated record. The transcript has 5 exons.
AAGGAUCUGUACAAGGAAGUCAUGAUGGAGGACCACCAGACCCUCACAUCACCAGGACGAUCCAGUAAGAGAAGAACACCAGAGAGAUGUCCCAGUCCUCAUCCUCCACAGGAUCAUCAGCUUUUGAAUGUGGAUAAAGAUCUGAAUAAUAUUAAUUCUACAUAUACAUAUGUGAGCGGUGAUGCCCAGUGUAAGGAAGAAAUUUCUACAGAGACAUAUUUGAGGGGUGAUGACCAGUGUAUGGAAGAAAUUUCUACAGAGACAUAUUUGAGGGGUGAUGCCCAGUGUAAGGAAGAAAUUUCUACAGAGACAUAUGUGAGGGGUGAUGCCCAGUGUAAGGAAGAAAUUUCUACAGAGACAUAUGUGAGGGGUGAUGCUCAGUGUAAGGAAGAAAUUUCUACAGAGACAUAUGUGAGGGGUGAUGCCCAGUGUAUGGAAGAAAUUCUUACAGAAACAUAUGUGAGCGGUGAUGCCCAGUGUAAGGAAGAAAUUUCUACAGAGACAUAUGUGAGGGGUGAUGCCCAGUGUAAGGAAGAAAGUUCUACAGAGACAUAUGUGAGGGGUGAUGACCAGUGUAAGCAAGACAUUCCUACAGAUAACCACCGAGAUUACUGUAUCGGAAGCUUAGAGGGACAUCUGAUCUCUUCAGCUUUUAAAGCAAAUGGACAUGGUCUUGCACAAAACACAUAUGAAGAGCAUGCCACUAUCUUGGAUAUAUCAAAAGCUCUUCACAGCCAAAAUUGCUUGUUUGAUCCAUGUAAACAUCUUCCAUCUUCUGGUUCAUCACAAACUGUAAAGCAGAAUCAAAGUCACAGAAGGGGUAUUAAAGAUCAAAGAAUGAACACAAGGAAGAAGACAAUUUCAUGCUUAGAAUUGCCCACUGCUUCUGUUCCUAUGUUUGUCCUGCCUUCAUGA